AAUGGCAGAGAGGCAACUGCAGCAGUUGGGUUGAUCCGCCAUGGAACCCACCAGGUGGGGAAAAAUACCAGAUGGUCCUAAUAUGGAUCUCAGCUUCCAUCGGGCGAGUCAGUCCCCAGAUAUAUUGCGGGAUCAGUGAUUUCCCGAGUUCUUUGAUCACACGGCAAAGGCUCCUGUUAUUUACACUGCUGUGGUCACACCAUCAGCGAAGUGACGACCGAUCCUCCAGCGAUAUAUGUUAUUCUCUUUCGAUUAUAAAUUUGGAUUUCGAACUCUUCCAGGAAUCUUAAAGGGUGGCAUUGCGUAACGCGUCAGUAGCGCCUCCUCAAUUUCGGGAAUGCAAUGGCGUCCGUGACGAGCUGCGUGAGCCGGCCUCGUCCCUCAAGCCCUAUCGCCUCCUCCCGUCGCGAUUCCCAUCGCGCCUUCAACACAACCAGUCAGAAGCACCAAGGGAGCUUCCAGCCUCUUCCCCGACCGCAAUGGCCCCUCCAACAGCGGCAGCCGUUGGGUCUUUCGCCGCGGCCGUCGUCGCCGUGCCGGCCAGGCCCUGCUUUUCAAAGCGACGGCAGCGGCAGCAGUAUCUCCCGGAAGGCAUUCCCAUCUGGUGGACGGCGAGACGGGUCAGCAACUAUCGACAGAGAACUCUCAGUGGAAGAUCCAGCCACGGAAGGUCCGGCUCUGCUCACACCGCCUUCACUGCCUCCCUCGCUGCUACUACCGACGGACUGCCUCUCUGUCGAGUCGUUGGGGGAAGACUCUCACCUGCUGGAGAGCCUGGGACUCACGCUGAGCGGGGGUGUGAGGAACCCUGCAUCUGCUGCUGUGGCUGGUGCUGCUUGGGUUGACACCGAGAGUCGGAGGAGCGAGAUCAUGCAGAACAAGAUCCGGCUCUUGGCGAGAAAGGCUGGGCAGCUGCGGGUGAAGGAUACGCAUGUAGACAGUGAGAAUCAAGAGGGAGGAACGAAGAUCGGUGAACGGAAAUUGGAGGAGCGAGUGGAAAAAUGGUAUCAACCUCCAUCGGUGCCAGAGCAGGCACGGGAGCAACAAGUGCAGCUGGGGGGACCACUGGUCGAAGGAUCUGACGACGGUUCUCAGCACGGGUUCAAGAUUCUCAAGGAGGAGCUCAAGUUCUCUCGCUACCUCAAAAUCUACAGCCGAGUCGUGCAGCACCCACAGUCGCCUCGUGCACUGCAAGACCCAGAGCGUGCCGCGGAAACCAGCUUCGUCACCUCCCCAGUUGACCAACUAGCAGCGCCUACUGCAGUUAAUGGACGUCGUGCGGGUAAUGGGGCUGCUUAUGGGGCGUCAGGCGCUAGAGGCCCGAUCGUGGCAGCCUGUGCUGCAGGAUCCGUGAUGCGGAGCAGGGGAGGUGUGAUAAUGGAGGGGGCCGAAGGAGGUAUCCAGUUCCAGCAGCAGCAGCAGCAAGAGGAGGAGGCGAAGGGGCAGAGGGCGAAGCAGCAGAAGGUGGUGGAGUACGACAUCGUGUCGUCCGCGAGCAGCCACUUCAUCUGCGUGUUGCCGUACCACUCGGCCACCAAGUCCGUCACCCUCCUCAAGGAGUACGCGCAGGGCGCCAACAGCCUGCUGUACACAGUGCCGUGCGGGGGCCUCAGCAGCUCACAUGCAUCGCUGGAGGACUGUGUCAGGAGUGAACUCUCAGAGGAGGCGCGCCUGCGUGGCGGUCGGCUUGUGAGGCUCAUCCCAGACGACCACCCAGGGCUGCUGGAGGUGAAGUGGUGCAAGAACCGCUUCACUCCCUUCCUCAUCAUCGACCCGCACACCGACCCCACGCCUCUUCCGCGCGACCCAGAGGAGUUUAUUCAGGUGCUGCACAUGCCGGCCAGUGACCUCGCCAGGCUGGCGCUGGGCGGCGAUAUGAUGCUGCCGUCUGUGGUGACGUGCACCAUGGGGCUGCAGUACCUGAGGGACCACCACCUGCUGUGAGCCAGUGACUGAGCUGUGACUGUAAGGGGCGAAUGGGUGCUCUGAGUGCAGGCUGCUGUCACUGUGCCGUACCCAUGCUGUGAAUGUGAGAGGGGAGGGUUUGUCUGGAGGACUUGAUCCUCGUGCAGCACAGGGCCGUCCGCGGCCUUGCCAGGGCGGGGACAUGCUGCUGCCCUCUGUGUGGUCAUAUGCACCAUGGGGUUACAGUACCUGAAGGGAAACCACCUGCUGUGAGCUGUGACUAUUUGGGGCAGUGGGCGGCUGGAAGUGGCCUCGUUGUGCUGCCCUCUGCAGUGGCAUGCAGCUUGGCAUGCAAGUUGGCAGUGGGUGAUGGUGGCAGGUGAUGGUAACAGUAGUGGGUGGAGGCACUAUGGGUGGUGACAGUAGUGGGUGGAGGCACUAUGGGUGGUGACAGUCGUGGGUGGGUUGUCAUAGAAAACGGAGUAUAGUGGUGGGGGGCGCACCUCGUGCCCCUCUACUACUAGAGCCCUGCAUGCACUCUACUAAUUUACUGCUGUGUGUGCAGAAUACCUAAUUGGCAAGCUUUCAAUUCAAUCAUUAGUCAUCGAGUAAUAUGUUAAAUUUUAAAUGUUCCCACUUGCAAAAUUUCUUU
Closterium sp. NIES-67 is the source of this 2557-nucleotide messenger RNA. The record is from the annotation of a GenBank genome assembly. Lineage: Eukaryota; Viridiplantae; Streptophyta; Zygnematophyceae; Desmidiales; Closteriaceae.